Molecule: messenger RNA, 2199 nt
Organism: Jatropha curcas
Lineage: Eukaryota; Viridiplantae; Streptophyta; Magnoliopsida; Malpighiales; Euphorbiaceae
Product: ferric reduction oxidase 2-like
Cellular component (GO): plasma membrane
Molecular function (GO): ferric-chelate reductase activity
Source: RefSeq, a predicted model, not a curated record
UACUGAAGAGUUAGUGAAUUUAGUUGUGGUGAAGCAAUAUGAAAAUGGUUCAAUCUGCCAUAAGGGUGUUCAUAGCAGUUGUCUUUCUUGGUUACAUGAUGAUAUGGGUCAUGAAGGCCACCAACACUUACUAUUUGCAUUGGCUGCCUAAUAUUCAUUCACACAUCAAUUCCACAUUUUUUGGAGAACAAGGUGCGAACAUGCUGGUCUAUACAUUUCCUGUUCUUUUCAUUGCUGCCUUGGCCUGUGCAUACCUUCAUCUGGGGAAGAAAUUUCCUCAUCAGGAAACUGAAAACAGAAAGGUCGAUUCUUGGUUUGGGUGGUGGAGACGACCAGUGCUUGUGAAAGGCCCUCUCGGGAUUGUUCUGUGGAUAGAGAUAUCAUUUUUGGGCAUUUUCUUUGCCUUAUUGAUAUGGUCUUUCUAUUCUUACUUGCAUGAUUUGUUCGCAUAUGCUUCCUUGGAAGCUGCAUACUCAGGAAUUCAACUGUGGGAAGCUAAGUUGGAAAAUGCAGGUUUAUCCCUAGGACUAGUUGGAAAUGUCUGUUUGGCCUUUCUCUUCUUUCCAGUAACAAGAGGAUCAUCAAUUUUGCAGUUUAUAGGCUUGACCUCAGAGGCAAGCAUCAAGUAUCACAUAUGGCUAGGGCAUACUACUUUGGCUAUUUUCACUGCACAUGGUUUAUGCUACCUUGUCUUCUGGGCUAAAACAAAUCAACUGUCACAGAUCCUGAAAUGGGAUAAGUUCCUCGUUUCUAACUUGGGUGGAGAAAUAGCUUUGCUUUUUGGAUUGAUAAUGUGGAUCACAAGCCUAAAUCGCAUAAGGCGAAAUAUUUUUGAGCUCUUCUUCUAUACUCAUUAUCUCUACAUUCUUUUUGUUGUUUUUUAUGUGUUUCAUGUCGGCUUCUCUGAUUCCUGCAUCGUCCUUGCUGGUUUUUACCUCUACGUGAUUGAUCGGUACUUGAGAUUAUUGCAAUCUCAACAGAGAGUUGCUUUAGUCUCAGCUCGCAUUUUGCCUUGUGAUACCUUAGAGCUAAAUUUCUCAAAGAGUCCAGAGUUGAGCUGUGGUCUGAAAAGCAUGGCAUUCAUAAACGUGCCUGAAAUUUCAAAGCUGCAAUGGCAUCCCUUUACAAUCAUAUCCAACACCAACAUGGAACCGGAAAAAUUAACCAUGGUAAUAAAAUGUGAAGGAAAUUGGUGUCAAGAGUUGUAUCAGAUUUUGUCAUCACCUUCACCUGUGGACCGUCUUGAGGUCUCCAUUGAAGGACCUUAUGGUCUUGCGAAUUCAACCGAUUAUAUGAGGCAUGACUUGGUAGUGAUGGUGAGUGGAGGAAGUGGCAUUACCCCUUUCAUCUCUAUCUUCCGCGAAAUGCUAUUUAUAGCCAAUACAACGAACGUCAAAACGCCGAGGAUUCUCCUCGUGUGCACUUUCAAGAAAUCUAUAAACCUCACCAUGUUAGACCUUCUACUCCCAGUUUCAGGCACCACACCUGACCUCUCUCUUUUGCAGUUAGAAAUUGAAGCCUACAUAACCAGUGAAAAGGAGCUUGAACCAGAGAACCAAAAACUCAGGACGAUUUGGUUCAAGCCUAAUGCAUCCGAUGUGCCUGUUUCUGCAGUUCUAGGUCCAAAUGGCUGGCUCUGGCUUGCUGCAAUAAUUUCUACUUCUUUUAUAGUCUUCCUUAUCCUAAUCGGCAUCCUCACACGAUACUAUAUGUACCCGAUUGACCAUAAUACUAACAUGAUGUACUCAAUGCCUGCAAGAUCUGCUUUAAACAUGCUGUUUAUAAGUGUUUCCAUAGUAAUGACUGCUUCUGCAGCAUUUGUUUGGAACAAGAAACACAAUGCUAAGGAAAUGAAACAGAUUCAGAACAUUGACACGCCAACACCUGGAAUGUCCCCUGUGUGUUUACAAUUCCACGAUACUGAGAGAGAAUUGGAAAACCUGCCUUAUCAAUCUCUUCUCCAAGCCACCAGUGUGCACCUUGGUCAAAGGCCAGAUUUCAAAAAAAUAUUAUUGGAGUGCAAAGGAGACUGUGUGGGAGUUCUUGUAAGUGGACCAAAACAGAUGAGGCAAGAAGUGGCUGCAAUCUGUUCGUCCAGUUCAGUGCAAAACCUACAUUUCGAGGCUAUUAGCUUUAGCUGGUGACGAAACAUGACAUAGCUUGCAUUUUCAGAUUCAAAAAUUGCUAUGAUGGUUUCUA